AAAAUAGAAUAAAAUUAAAAAAAUAAAAUAAACUCCUACACUCCCGGAAAUAUUGGAGAAAAUGGAGAACGUCGACCAAGAUGCAUUGCCCGCGAUUGUGGAUACGGUUUUGAACCCUUUGUGGACAGCCAUAAUGGGUCUUGUGGUGAUAGCUGUGCUCUUUGAGAUUUGGCUACGUAACACUCGUGAAUAUAAGUUAACAGCAAAUAUGCCAACACCACCCCGGCUUCCUGUUAUUGGUCACGGUCACAUAGUUUUUAAUCUGACAAAUGCAGAAAUCAUGGCUGAGGCUCUCAAGUACAUUAACACACCAGGUUCCAUAGCACGCGGCAUAUUGGGUCCCAUUAUUGCAGUUGCCCUUUGGAAUCCGGUCGACAUAGAAGUCGUUCUUAGCUCCAGCCGCCAUUUGGAAAAAUCCUACGAAUAUAGCUAUUUCAAACCAUGGUUCGGUGAUGGCAUUCUCAUCUCAAGUGGCCAACAUUGGCAACAUCAUCGCAAAAUGAUUGCGCCCACCUUUCAUCAGAGUAUUUUGAAAAGUUUCAUUCCAAAAUUUGUCCAACAUUCGAAGCGACUAGUCGAACGUAUGGCCCAAGAACAGGGCAAGGAAUUUGAUGUGCACAAAUAUAUGUCGCAGGUGACGGUGGAAAUAUUGCUCGCCACUGUUAUGGGUGUGAAGAAAUUGCCCGAACCCAAUAAAUGUCUAGAAUAUGCUGGGGCCGUUAUAGAUAUGUGUGACAUCAUACAAAAGCGUCAAUUGAAAUUCUAUUAUCGUCUGGAUAGCCUUUUUAAGUUUUCCAAAUUGAGCGACAAAAGUCAUCGGUUAUUGAAUAUUAUUUUGAAUAUGACACGGAAAGUUGUAAGCGAUCGCCAGGUGAAUUUUAAUUCUGAUUCGAGGGCCAUAGUGGAGAAUGAAGCCGAGGCUGAGAUCCGUAAACGAGAAACUAAAAAGGCGGAAGGUUUGCGUGACGAUUUGGACGAUAUCGAUGAGAAUGAUGUGGGUGCCAAAAAACGUCUAGCUCUGUUAGAUGCCAUGAUGGAAAUGUCUAAAAAUCCCGAAAUAGAAUGGACUGAAAAGGAUAUUAUCGAUGAGGUCAAUACAAUUAUGUUUGAGGGCCAUGACACCACAUCGGCUGCCUCCAGUUUUGUCCUGUGUAUAUUGGGUAUUUAUCAGGAUAUGCAAGAGAAAGUAUUGGCCGAACAGCGAGCCAUUUUUGGUGAUGACUUCAUGCGUGAUUGUACCUUUGCCGAUACGCUGGAAAUGAAAUAUCUGGAACGUGUAAUAAUGGAAACUUUGCGUUUGUAUCCACCAGUACCAUUGAUUGCUCGUCGUGCUGAAUGUGACAUCAAAUUACCAUCCGGACCAUAUUCUAUACCCAAAGGCACUACAAUUGUCAUUAUGCAAUAUGCCGUGCAUCGUGAUCCCAAAUCUUUUCCUAAUCCAGAAAAAUUUGAUCCCGACAACUUUUUGCCCGAACGUAUAGCUAAACGUCAUUAUUACAGCUUUAUACCCUUUAGUGCUGGGCCACGUAGUUGUGUCGGACGUAAAUUUGCCAUGUUGAAAUUGAAAGUUUUACUCUCAACAAUUUUGAGGAAUUUUGUGGUCAAAUGUAAUCUCAAGGAGGAAGAAUUCCGCAUGCAGGCUGAUAUUAUUUUGAAAAUGGAAAAUGGUUUUAAUAUUAUGCUGACACCACGUACGGAGUCUGCGAAAGCCAUGUAGAGUAAGGUUUUGUAUAAAAUAGCUGUUUAGGAUUAUUAAUGCACUUAAAUAUAUUUUAA
This is a messenger RNA of Musca domestica (house fly), 1776 nucleotides long. RefSeq names its product cytochrome P450 4g1. The transcript has 4 exons. Gene Ontology annotation, molecular function: oxidoreductase activity, acting on paired donors, with incorporation or reduction of molecular oxygen; monooxygenase activity; heme binding. The record is from RefSeq and is a predicted model, not a curated record. The coding region runs from base 62 to 1717 and encodes 551 amino acids. Lineage: Eukaryota; Metazoa; Arthropoda; Insecta; Diptera; Muscidae.